CAUGGAAACCCAGCUCAACCUCGUCAGGAACGGACCCCAUCGCGCGGCCGACGUCUCUAAUUGGUCAGCAACGGCUGCGUGCGUGUUCCUUCCUUGGCCUUUCAUAAGUCGUCUUUCUCCUUGACCAGCCAUUAGCGUCGAUCGAUGAUUUAGCACGGAGAGGCUCAAGGCUGUCCACACAGGUUAGCUUUUCUUCUUCCUCUAGUUAACCUCCUCCGUUUUGAAGCUCUUGUUGUCGGCCGGGCUUCGUCGGCUUGUUGAUUCAGCCAGUCACUCAGUCAUCUGCUGUAGCCUGGAUUGUUCGAUCGUUCUUGGAGCUCGCAGCUGGAGCGAGAGACGUAGACUCUAAACAAGCUUACAGCCCGGAUGCGUCGCCGACAUGGUGAAUGCAGUGGCUACAAUCAUAUCUACAGUAGCCUCAACUGCGACAGUGGUAGUAAUCGUCGCCCUCAUCAGAAGGUGCCGCGUCGUGAGGAAGAAGAUGAAGAAGAAAAUCGUGAAGAAAGUCCUGGAGGAGAUUGAGAAAAAGAACCGCGAGAUGCAGGCCAGCAACGCCGUGGAAGAUGUGGCGAUCGAGGUCGGGCCAGUGGAGACGUUUCUCAACCAGAUCCUCAACGAGAAGCCGAUGCGUUUCAGCUCCGAGCAGCUGGCGGCCUGCACCCGGAACUACUCGUCGGAGCUAGGGUCCGGCGGCUACGGCGUGGUCUACAAGGGCGAGCUGCCGAACGGCCUGCUGGUGGCCGCGAAAGUCCUCAAGGUGUCGUCCAUGAACAGGAAGGUCCAGGAGGCGUUCAUGGCGGAGAUCGGCACCAUCGGCCGGACGUACCACGUGCACCUCGUCCGCCUCUACGGCUUCUGCUUCGACGCGAGCACCAAAGCGCUAGUGUACGAGUUCCUGGAGAACGGCUCGCUGGAGAAGUACCUUUACGGCGGUGACGAGGGCAGCACGACGAGCACGAGGCUGGAGUGGGGGACGCUGCACGGCAUCGCCGUCGGCACGGCCAAGGGGAUCAGGUACCUGCACGAGGAGUGCCAGCAGCGGAUCGUGCACUACGACAUCAAGCCGGCCAACAUCCUCCUCACGGCCGACUACACCCCGAAGGUGGCGGACUUCGGGCUGGCGCGGCUGGGAGAGCGCGAGAACACGCACAUGUCGCUGACCGGCGGCGGCCGCGGGACGCCUGGGUACGCGGCGCCGGAGCUGUGGAUGGCGAUGCCGGCGUCGGAGAAGUGCGACGUGUACAGCUUCGGGAUGGUGCUGUUCGAGAUCCUGGGACGGCGCCGGAACUACGACCCCUGCCUUGAGGGCGAGAGCAAGGAGUGGUUCCCGAGAUGGGUGUGGGAGAAGUACGAGCAGGGUGAGAUCGAGCACGUCGUGUCCUGCUCCUGCGACGGGAUCGUCGGAGGGGCGGACAGGGAGAAGGCGGAGAUCAUGUGCAAGGUGGCGCUGUGGUGCGUGCAGUUCCAGCCGUCGGCGCGGCCGACGAUGAGCAGCGUGGUGCGGAUGCUGGAGGGGGAGAUGCCCAUUGUCCCGCCCGUGAACCCGUUCCAUUAUCUCAUGGAAAGCGGCGGCGGCUCAACUAGCUCGGGAUUGUGGAGCGGCACAUACCAGAGCAGCAGCAGAGACACCGCCGGCGCAGAGUUGUCGCCUGUCGGAUAGCUCUGCUGCCAGGUCAAUCGGCGUCGACGCGCCGUGAUCGAAGAUGUUGAGCGGACUCGUGGGGGGUCGUGUUGAUGAAACAGAGUUUGUAGUCCUGUAGUACACAUUAGUUAAUGCUUUAAAAAACAAUGAAGGCCGUGGUUUGUAAAUUAGCAUCGUGUUUUGGAGGACUAUAUAAAAGAUAAAAGAUUCGCGCACGACAAAAAAAAAUCGUGCAUGCGUUGAGUGAAAUGUACUUGUACCGGCAGGUACCAAAAGAUAGACCAUUAUUUUAGGGGAAAGUUAGGUAGUAUUUGGUUA
Molecule: messenger RNA, 1960 nt
Organism: Zea mays
Lineage: Eukaryota; Viridiplantae; Streptophyta; Magnoliopsida; Poales; Poaceae
Product: G-type lectin S-receptor-like serine/threonine-protein kinase SD2-5
Exons: 3
Coding region: 380-1660 (426 amino acids)
Biological process (GO): protein phosphorylation
Molecular function (GO): protein kinase activity; ATP binding
Source: RefSeq, a predicted model, not a curated record